Molecule: messenger RNA, 990 nt
Organism: Anopheles nili
Lineage: Eukaryota; Metazoa; Arthropoda; Insecta; Diptera; Culicidae
Product: histone H3.3A
Exons: 3
Coding region: 103-513 (136 amino acids)
Cellular component (GO): nucleosome
Molecular function (GO): structural constituent of chromatin; protein heterodimerization activity; DNA binding
Source: RefSeq, a predicted model, not a curated record
UCUAAACUUCUUUGCGAGUGGCUGCGUUUUUUCGCGUUCCCGAGUGUUCCAUCGUCUACUGCAAUUGUUUUGUUUGAGUGAAGCUUCCCGGCAUAAACAACAAUGGCGCGUACCAAGCAGACAGCACGUAAAUCCACCGGAGGAAAGGCUCCUCGCAAGCAGCUGGCCACCAAAGCCGCCCGUAAGAGCGCCCCGUCGACCGGUGGCGUCAAGAAGCCCCAUCGCUACCGUCCGGGUACGGUUGCCCUGCGAGAAAUUCGCCGAUACCAGAAGUCAACGGAGUUGCUGAUCCGCAAACUCCCGUUCCAGCGACUGGUGCGUGAAAUCGCCCAAGAUUUCAAGACCGAUUUGCGUUUCCAAUCGGCCGCUAUUGGUGCUUUGCAGGAGGCCAGCGAGGCCUAUCUGGUUGGUCUGUUUGAAGACACCAACUUGUGCGCUAUCCACGCCAAGCGUGUCACAAUCAUGCCCAAGGACAUCCAGCUGGCGCGCCGCAUCCGAGGAGAACGCGCUUAAAUAGCUGCGCUAGUAAUAAUCAUCUUACAUUUUUUUAUUUUAAUUUUAAAAUAUAACUAUCGUACAACAUGCGUAAAUGCAAGUUCUAUAAAGUAUAUAACAUUUGGUGAUCGGUCUGAUGCGAUGGCUGACGGAGAAAAUAAAAAUCCAAGAUCACUAUCCAUCUCUCGUAGAUUGAAUAUUUAACAACGGUCAGAUGUGUGAAAGUUUAUCAAUAGCAGCCUGCAUUUUACACUUGCGCCCGCAAGGAAUAGCUCCAUUGCAAUCCAGAACUAGUUUCGAUGGAACACAAGCGCUAAAAUAGUAACUCCGUUUUCGUACAAAAUUGAGUAACACAUGUGCACGUAACCAGUACAUACCAGAACACGGAUAUUCACACUCUUUUUGUCAUACUGCAUAAGACCGUUCAGACAUUAAUUCGUAAUAAAAUGAUCUUAAUACAGUAAUACACAUUCAAGAUGUAGAUUAACUGUCCUA